Molecule: messenger RNA, 1623 nt
Organism: Ogataea philodendri
Lineage: Eukaryota; Fungi; Ascomycota; Pichiomycetes; Pichiales; Pichiaceae
Source: the annotation of a RefSeq genome assembly
AUGUCAUCAUCAAUAAGUUAUUAUAUUAAUAGAUGAUUAUUUAGUACUUCAGCCAAAGAUAUUGCAGUAUUAUAUAUUAUAUUCGCUUUAUUCUGUGGUUUAUUAGGUUCAUUAAUGUCCGUUAUUUUAAGAUUAGAAUUAUCUUCUCCUGGUAACCAAAUAUUAAUGGGUCAACAUCAAUUAUUUAAUGUUGUUGCUACAGCUCAUGCUGUUUUAAUGGUUUUCUUUUUAGUUAUGCCUGCAGCUAUAGGGUUCUUUGGCAACUACCUAGUUCCAUUAAUGAUUGGUGCUAGUGAUAUGUCAUUCGCUAGAUUAAAUAAUAUUUCAUUUUGAUUAUUGCCUCCAGCAUUAGUAUCAUUAUUAGCUAGUGCAUUAAUUGAAAACGGGGCUGGUACGGGUUGAACAGUUUACCCGCCCUUAUCAGGAAUUGGUUCACAUUCAGGUCCUUCAGUUGAUUUAGCUAUUUUCGCAUUACAUUUAACUUCUAUCUCAUCUUUAUUAGGUGCAAUUAACUUUAUUGUUACUAUUUUAAAUAUGAGAACUUUAGGUAUGACUAUGGCUAAAUUACCUUUAUUUGUAUGAGCAGUAAUGUUUACAGCUAUCUUAUUAUUAUUAUCAUUACCUGUAUUAUCGGCAGGUGUAACAUUAUUAUUAAUGGAUAGAAACUUUAACACAUCAUUUUAUGAACCAGCUGGCGGUGGAGACCCAAUCUUAUAUGAACAUUUGUUUUGAUUCUUUGGGCAUCCUGAAGUGUAUAUCUUAAUUAUUCCUGGAUUUGGAAUUGUAUCUCAUGUUAUUAGUACUUAUGCUAAAAAACCUAUCUUUGGGCAACUUGGGAUGGUAUACGCAAUGGGGUCUAUAGGGUUCUUAGGUCUAUUGGUCUGAAGCCAUCACAUGUACGUUGUGGGACUGGACGUUGACUCUAGAGCUUACUUUACAUCAGCAACUAUGGUUAUUGCAGUACCUACUGGUAUUAAAAUAUUCUCAUGAAUUGCUACUUUAUAUGGUGGAUCUAUAAGAUUUACUACUCCAAUGUUAUAUGCUUUAGCAUUCUUAUUUUUAUUUACAAUAGGAGGAUUAUCAGGUGUAUUAUUAUCUAACGCUUCAUUAGAUAUAGCAUUCCACGAUACAUACUAUGUCAUCGGCCACUUCCAUUAUGUUUUAUCAUUAGGUGCGGUAUUUAGUUUAUUCGCUGGAUAUUAUUACUGAUCUCCUAUGGUAACAGGAUUAUAUUAUAAUAAUAAUUUAGCAAAUAUCCAAUUCUGAUUAUUAUUUAUAGGUACAAAUAUAACAUUCUUCCCAAUGCAUUUCUUAGGUUUAAAUGGUAUGCCUCGUCGUAUACCUGAUUAUCCAGAUGCAUUUGCAGGAUAUAAUGCAAUAAGUUCAUUUGGUUCAUUAAUAUCAAUUACAUCAGUAAUAUUAUUUGCUUAUGUAAUAUAUGACCAAUUAAUGAAUGGAUUACCUAAUAAAUCAUUAAGUACUAAUUCAUUAUUAAAAAACCCGGACUUCUUUGAAUCUAAUAAUAUAUUUAAUAGUAAUGAAUUAAAAGCAAAUUCUAUUGAAUUCUUAUUAAAUCACCCUCCACUAUUCCACCCAUUCAAUACUUUAGCUAUCCAAUCAUAA